ACACAGAAACGUAGACAUCAAUCUUAGGUAAAAAUGGACUUCUUUAGAGAACUUAGAGAGCUGCGAGGUAACCAGGGUAGAGAAGAAGAGGAGGGGGUUAUUUCUGCAGAGCCCAUUGCGAUGAUAGUGCUGCCGGCCCUGCAAGACUUGCAGGAAAGGAUAACGCCUGAGAGUAGUGCCAGUUCAAGCGUCGGAGACGACGGUGGCGACCACCACGCUUCACCAUCCAACAAUUCGUCCUCUAAACAGACACCUAGCCAUAGGGAAGACACGAGGGAUGUUGUUGGCAAUGUACUAGAUCUGCUCGUGGUUGGGGAGUGGGAAAGCAAGAUAAUCACGGGUAGGUUGAGCAACCUUCGUAAGGAGCCUAAAGACCUGCCUUCUGGAUUUAGGUUCAGGGCGGUACUUCAUCACGAAGUGACAGACAACGUGCCCUCAAUAAGCGGGUAUAAGAAACUUGAGGAGAUGACGGGCUGGAUACUAGUAUGCGUGGAUCACUUUGAUGCCAGCCUACGUUUUCCCCUGCCCAGCCUAAUAUUUGAUCUCUUGGUGGAUUACGAGCUGGCUCUGACGCAGCUGACACCCAACAACAUAAGGUUCAUCAUAGGUUUUAUGCUGCUAUGUGAGAGGUUGGAGAUACCUGCUAAGGCGAUAGUGUUUAGGUCGUUAUUCCAAUGUCGGUUGUGUCCUAACUCCAGAGGCGCAAAGUGGUACUACCUCUUUGGGAGGGAGAAGAACCAGCUCUUUAAGAAUGUUAGGAAUAAAGUGGCAAGGUGGAAGAGGCAGUUCGUUUUUGUUCAUCAUAUGCGAACCGAAAGGAUAAAUAAUGACCUUGCUACUCGACUCUCUAAAUGCUGUGUACCGAACACACAUGCAAACUACCCCCAACUGUUGCCUCGGGACACAGAUCUAAAGAAUCAGCUGCUAGAUUAUGCGAGGGGGGAGCAACUAAUAAACUUAGAAGCCCUGGUUACCUUGGAGCAGCUCGCCGUGUUUGGGUUUGUCAACAGACAAACACGGUUUGACGAGUGGCCGCCACCAGCACUGCAAUCUCGCAGCUCGUCACAUCGUGGAUCCAGCUCGGCAUCUAGGCCCCGCACCGAGCACAGAGUUGAAGCCGCGGCCCUUAGUGCACGCAGGCGCCUACGUGAGGAUACCGAUAGUGAAGAUGAGAUCCCCUUCAUCAAGCACAGAAUGAGUUUGGGGGGUCAGCCUGCCCAGGCGGUUCAAUUUGCAGUGGGCUUCAGCUACGUGAAGACCGACUACCAGCCCGUCAUGGUGCAAGGCAUGCAAAGUUUUGUGCCUCCUGUGGAUCGACAACGGGCCAAGGGCAAUGCGUUUAGCUACGCGAUUGCUCUGUUUGAGAGCGAACAGGGAGCUUGCGCUCAAAACAGCGAGCUUAGUGCCAACUGCAAACAGCUGGCCGCUGAGAAGGCGAGCUUAAUGGACGACAUCAAUCCUAAGGAUGAGGCCGCCCGUGAGGAACGGGCCAAGAAGGCUGAAGCCGAGAGGAACAAUGCUCUGAACGAGCUGAUAAGCAUCACUCGUGCUCAAGGGGCUGAGUGGCUGGUGGGCUCGGCCACAUUCCAAGACACUGUGGCUGUGGCGUUUGCGAACAUGACAACAAAAAUCUACAAUGAGAUCUUUGGGAAGGUGCUGCAACAUCGUCCUGACUUCCCGAUACACGAGCUGGCGUUCGUUAAUGGGGAAGAUCUUGACGAGGAGGGUAAGAGCCUUGCUCCCCUUGUUGAUACAACUAUGCGGUUAAGAUGGGAGCUCAACGAGGAGGGAGUACCUAUCUGGCCUUCCUCAAUCCUAGAAGAAGGGGAGGAUCCAGAGGGCCUACCCUCCUUUGACUCAUGGGUUGAAGGGGCUCUUGUGGUUGAGCCAGAGCCAUUGAGCACACCUCCGAGCGCUCAGCCUGCCGUGAUGCAAGCAGGGUCUCCUGUUACUGCACCAGCUCACCCUCCUGCAGCCCAGUCAUCUCCAACUCGCGCCUCAGACCUUCCUGUUGACUCGUCCAUGCCCGUCGAUCUGACGGAUGAUUAGUUUAGGACUAUACUUUUUCUUUUCUUUUGUAUUUUUUGUUUUUUGUUUGAACAACUUUAUCAUGAUCUCCUGUAUUAAAAUUUGUCAUUUUUG
Rubroshorea leprosula is the source of this 2142-nucleotide messenger RNA. The record is from the annotation of a GenBank genome assembly. Lineage: Eukaryota; Viridiplantae; Streptophyta; Magnoliopsida; Malvales; Dipterocarpaceae.